UACAGUAAAAAGAAACACAGAGAGGCGGACCGUUGGAACUUUAAAUGGAAAACGCGUAACGUAUAGUUUUAUAUUUGUUUAUAUAUAAGUUAAUAUCUAAUACAUGCAAAAAAGCGUUCGGGCUUUUUAUUUACCGUUGGAAAUGUCUGCGUGCCAAACUGAUUAAUCCAGCUGUGUGAAUGGAAAGAGCUGAUAAUGUCAAAACUUUCUCUGGGAGGAAAAGCGUCCUCUGGUAAAUUAAGCAGCUGGGUACAACCGUCCUUUGGUGAUAUUUUCGGCGGUUCCGGGUUGAACACCCUCCCCUCGACUAAGGGAGAAAGCAAGUCUAGAGCACAAUCCUCUCGUGCGGAUGCUGGCGUAAAGAAGCAGAGGAAGAGAAAGGGAGAUUGCCCCACUUCCAAACUAGAGCCUGGCAUUUUCUCAAGCAGACGAGCAUCACAGGAGAACCAGGAUGAACCCUGGGUGGACGUGCAUGCACCUCAGACACAAGCUGAGCUGGCAGUCCACAAGAAGAAAGUCGAGGAAGUCGAGAGUUGGCUGAUGGUUCAUUUAGACUUAAAGAGCACUAACAAGGGUGGCGCCAUUCUGUUACUGACCGGCCCGUCCGGCUGUGGAAAAACCGCCACGGUUCACGUCCUGGCUAAAGAUGCGCGCUGUCACGUGCAGGAGUGGACGACCCCGACUACAGCCGAGUACAGAACGGACGAGUCGUUCAGAGAGAGCUUCGAUCCAGCCUCCAGGUUUAACAGUUUCAGCAGCAGCUCACAGACGGCAGCGUUCCAGGAGUUUCUGCUCCGAGCGAACAAGUACAACCGGCUGCAGAUGAGUGGAGACGACGGCGCUCCGGAGAGGAAGAUCGUCCUCGUAGAGGAUUUUCCAAACCAGUUCUACAGACAGCCAGGAUGUUUGCACGACAUUCUCAGGCGUUUUGUACGGACCGGUAGGUGUCCGCUGGUCUUCAUUGUGUCCGACAGCCUGAGCGGAGACACCAGUUCCAGACUCCUCUUUCCCAAAGACGUACAGGACGAGCUGAGCAUCCAUCACAUCAGUUUUAACCCCGUAGCUCCUACCAGCAUGAUGAAAGUGCUGAGUAGGAUUGCAACUGUCGAAUCGAGCAAGAGCGCUGGGAGGAUCUCCGUGCCUGAUAAGGCGGCGCUGGAGCAGCUGUGCUCUGGGAGCUCAGGAGACAUCCGGAGCGCCAUCAACAGCCUGCAGUUCUCCUCUCUCACUGCUGCAGGUGACUCCUUUCUGGAGAAAAACCUCUGGGCUUCUAAGAAGGGAAAAUCAUCCGCGUCUGCGUCCAAACCCUCAGCCAGACCCAAAGGCAGGAGACGGUCCGCGAAAUCCAGCGACAUUACGGAGGAGAGCCCUGCUAUCGGGGGAAAAGAUGCGUCCCUGUUUCUCUUCAGAGCGCUCGGAAAGAUCCUCUACUGCAAGCGAGAAAGCGAUGACGCUGGUGACGUCCCGAAGCUUCCCGCACAUCUUUCAGAGCAUCAGAGGGAUAAACUACUGGUUGACCCAGAGCUUGUUAUUGAGCGCUCUCACAUGUCAGGCGAGUUCUUUAACCUCUACCUGCACCAGAACUAUGUGGACUUUUUCUCAGAUGUGGAGGAUGUAGCGCGGGCCAGCGAGUACCUCUCAGACGCCGACUUCCUGACUGCUGAAUGGACUUCCAGGUCCACCAUGUUGGCAUAUGGAUCCUCAGUGGCCACUAGGGGGCUCAUCCACUCAAACACCGCACGCGCUCAGGCCACACAGCAGUCCUCGGUCGGCUUUAAGCCACUCCACAAACCCCACUGGCUGCAUAUUAACAAGACGUACCGAGAAAACUAUCUGACGGCUCAGUCGCUCUUUAUCAGCUUCUGCCUGACACCUGUCAGUCUCGUGACGGAGCUAGUGCCUUACUUAGCCAAGCUUAGCAACCCUAUGAGGAAUCAAGCUCAAAUAACCUUCAUCCAAGAUGUCGGUCAUCUUUCUCUCAGGAGAUUUCCUGGAAGAUUAAAACUUGAAGCACUUGGAGAUAAAGACCCUGGCCUGCUGGAACUGGACAGUGAUCAUGAAGAGACAGGGACCCUGAACACUGGCACUGCUGAGACCACUCAGCCACCAGAUACUGUACCUUCUACUGUACCUUCACUCCCAAACAGCCAGGAGCCAGGGGCCGACCUCCCCGCCAGCCAGCCACAGCCAACCACCGCCGACGCCUUACUGGACGAGGAGGACCUCCUAAUAGAGGAGUAUGACAGUGACUGACACGUCCCACUGUCCUGGUUCUGGAUGUCCUUCACCAUUACUGCCUUACAGGACCUGGCGUCCUAUGUGUGUGUUUCUCCAUCCCUGUGUUUCUGCAUACGUUUUUAUAAUGUGAAUAACAAGCUGGUUUAAUAUUUAUUUGUUUUUUUUUUCAACGAACAAUGGACAGUCUUUGUGUCGUGUGUAUGUACAUGUUGGUGUUUACAGUGUUUCUAUCAGACUAGGAUCAUAGGGACCUGUGGAAAGUUAGUGUUAUAUUUGAACUUUGAAAAAAAUAACAUUUGGUCAUUUCUAUAUUGUUUUUUUUGUGUGUGCAGAAUAAUAUAAUUCUGAAAUGUCGGUCCUUUAAUAUGUGCCAUACGUGGGUAGGCAAUAAAAUUUAUGUUUUGCAA
Molecule: messenger RNA, 2645 nt
Organism: Clarias gariepinus (North African catfish)
Lineage: Eukaryota; Metazoa; Chordata; Actinopteri; Siluriformes; Clariidae
Gene: rad17
Product: RAD17 checkpoint clamp loader component
Exons: 17
Coding region: 196-2253 (685 amino acids)
Biological process (GO): mitotic DNA replication checkpoint signaling; DNA damage checkpoint signaling; DNA repair
Cellular component (GO): Rad17 RFC-like complex; nucleus
Molecular function (GO): chromatin binding; DNA clamp loader activity
Source: RefSeq, a predicted model, not a curated record